AUGCGGCUAAUUAACACCAAAACUUUAGAACUCCAUGAGUUCUUCAACGAAAACACGCCACCUUAUGCGAUCUUGUCUCAUGCUUGGGCCGAGCAAGAAGUUACCUUUCAAGACUGGCAGAACCGUCAGCAAGUCACCCAGAAACACGGUUAUUCGAAGAUCCUGAAAGCAUGCAAAGAAGCUUUGAAUCAUAACUUAGAGUGGCUCUGGGUCGAUACGAACUGCAUCGACAAGAGCAGUUCAGCCGAGUUGUCAGAAGCGAUAAACUCGAUGUUUGCGUACUAUCAAAAGUCUGAAAUCUGCUUCGCCUACCUUGCUGAUGUACCGACAGUAAGUCAAGACAGCGAGCUCCUGUACAGUCAGAUUCAGGCGAGUCGUUGGUUCACUCGAGGCUGGACACUCCAGGAAUUGAUAGCGCCUAAGCAUUUGACGUUUUAUGCUGCCGAUUGGACCGAGAUAGGCAACAAGGGAGGGUCUUUGGGCGAGUUGAUUGCAUCAAUCACCAAGAUUGAUAUGGUAUACCUCAGUGGACGCGGACGCAUAUAUCGGGCUUCUGUCGCGCAUAGAAUGUCAUGGCUGUCAAAAAGAACGACCACCCGCACUGAGGACAUGGCAUAUUGCAUGCUUGGAAUAUUCAAUAUCAAUAUGCCUUUGUUGUAUGGAGAAGGUAAGAGGGCAUUCUUUCGACUACAGGAAGAAAUCGUCAGGACUUGCAAUGAUCAUACUAUCUUCUGUUGGGAAUGGACUGACGAUGUUCCAAACGACUGGGCAAGUCUCCUUGCGCCGUGCCCGAGUGUGUAUGCGGGCUCUGGAGAAUUCGAACAACUCAACAGCGACGAGAUAUCAGUCUUUUCAAUGACGAAUGCCGGACUGUCCAUUCGUCUCCCGGUCAUUACAGCUUUCGGGGUCUCACACACCACUGCCAGCUCUUGGUUCGUCAUGCUACAGGCGGCGCCAGCACACACCAUUCUCCAGCAUCCAGAAGUAGCAUGUCUUUCGGUCAUGGGUCGUAGGGCAGGUGAUUUGCUCUAUGUAACACGGUUCUCAUACCCUUCUCGGCCCAUGACUAUAUCAAGAACUUGUAUUGAGAGCUUUAAAACAGAGUCCCUUCUCGUCAUGAACAGGCUUGCACCCGGUAGAGGAUCCAGAAUGAUAAAAGGCCCGUUGGAAGGCAGUGGCGAAAAUACGGUCACCUUCAUCCCCAUCUUCUGCUCGCCACAUCUUCAGGGCCGGUGGGAUUUUCACGGCUUGUAUGGGUGCGAUAUUACACCGCGAUCGCUCUUGGCCACUAUCACGUUGACAGCUGAUGUCGACAAUAUCGGAGUGGCGGCCGUAUUGAUGGCAAAAGCCGGCAGGUAUCCAGAUCCGGAUUCUUAUAUCUUGCUGGGGGUAGAGAAGAGUGAAGAUUCUUGUCAUGCUACGGCGAAACUUGUGGAAUCACGACAGAAUGAUAUGGCAUGGAACUCUGACGGUCUGGAUAAGACUAUGAAGCAGUGGAGGCAACGAGCCAUUGGGGGCAACUCUACGUUCUCGGGUGCAUACUAUAACAAGAUCCUAGGGGUGACUAUGGUGUUGAGGAGAUCUACAGAUGUUAUGAGAAGCACAAGAAACUGUUAUUUCUUAUGUUUCUAUGAGGGCGACGUUGCAUACAAUGUUGCCAGAAUGGCACGCGGAAGCUUAUAG
Fusarium subglutinans is the source of this 1683-nucleotide messenger RNA. RefSeq names its product heterokaryon incompatibility protein het-E-1. The transcript has a single exon. Bases 1 to 1683 code for a protein of 560 amino acids. Lineage: Eukaryota; Fungi; Ascomycota; Sordariomycetes; Hypocreales; Nectriaceae. The record is from RefSeq and is a predicted model, not a curated record.